This is a messenger RNA of Hyla sarda, 2995 nucleotides long. Its product is annotated as tripartite motif-containing protein 14-like. The transcript is spliced from 2 exons. The coding region runs from base 218 to 1753 and encodes 511 amino acids. The record is from RefSeq and is a predicted model, not a curated record. NCBI's taxonomy places the organism in Eukaryota, Metazoa, Chordata, Amphibia, Anura, Hylidae. Gene Ontology annotation, molecular function: protein binding; zinc ion binding.
GACGGGGGCUGUACAUGUGUCUGCCAUUACUGUGCUCUAUGAAGAAGCUGGGGGUCACAUGACCUGGAGACCCUGGUGAGAGGAGCAGCUGGAGGAAGAGACAUCACAGAGAUACCGUAAUCCUGCGACGUGGACACAACUACUGCUGGGGCUGUAUUUAUGGUUCUGGAAUCUAUUCCUGUGCUAGAUACUUGAGCGACUUGUAUCAAUAAGGAACAUGAAUCUACAUAAUGGAGCAGAAUGUCUCCUGUCUACUCAGCAACAUCAGGAGGAGACGACCUGGAUCUGCUGCACCUACUGUAUUCAAUCCCCUGUACCUGCUGUGAAGUCCUGUCUGCACUGUGAGGCUUCUCUAUGUGAUGACCACCUGAAAGUUCACCGAAAAUCACCAGAACACAUCUUAUCUGAGCCCACUACUUCCCUGAAGAACAGGAAAUGCUCCAUCCAUAAGGAACUUUUAAAGUACUAUUGUACUACAGAUGCUAUCUGUAUCUGUGUGUCCUGUACAUUGGCCGGAGAACAUCGGGGACACCAGGUGGAGAUGCUGGAUGAGGCCUUGGAGAAGAAGAAGAAGAAACUGAGAAAUCUUCUCCAGAAACUGAUCACAAAGAGAGAGAAGACUGAGGAAAGAGUCCGGAGUCUGGAGGAACGCAGGAGAAAAGCUCAAGAGAAAUCAUCUGGAGAAGCGGAGAGAGUCACUGCCCUGUUUAUAGACAUGAGGAGACGGCUGGACGACCUGGAGAAGAAGGUCCUGAGUGAGAUCUCCAGGCAGGAGGUACAGGUGUCUGAUGUGAUCCAGGAGCUGGAAAUAAAGAAGGACGAGCUGUCCAGGAAGAUGAGACACAUUGAGGAGCUGUGUAACAUGACGGAUCCACUGACUGUCUUACAGGAACCAGACACAGGUGACUUGUGUGAUCCUGAGGAGGGGGGAGGUGAUGAGGACACAGAAGGACAUGAUAAGACAUAUGAGGUGGAUGUGGAUGUGAUUACAAGGAUGGUACAUGUAGGUUUCUAUGAUAUAAUGACAUAUCUACAGACCAUCCGACCUGCAAAACUAAAAAGAAAGAGGUCACAACCCCAAUCUUCACCCAAGCAAAAUAAAGUCUUUCCUGUGUCAGUUACAGAAUAUGGGGGCAAUGUUGUAAUAGUCAGGACUGGCAGUGUUGGGGGGAAGGUACCGGCUGCAGGAGAGGAAGGGAUCUAUGGGCAGGGUCCUGCAGACAUAUUACUGGAUGUAAACACAGCUGGUGAUUAUAUACUUAUAACAAAUGACUUGAAAACUGCAACUCGGGCAGCUGUUCGGCAAUAUCAUCCAAUAACAGUAGAGAGAUUUCAAUAUAAUCAGGUGAUGAGCAGCCAAAGAUUCUCCUCAGGACGACAUUUCUGGGAUGUGGAGAGCAGUAGAUCAGGCAAAUGGAUGUUGGGGAUGUGUUAUCCCAGUAUAGACAGGUGGGGAGAUCGGUCAUAUAUUGGAGGUAAUAACAAGUCCUGGUGUUUGCGGAGGUCCAAAAAUAAUGAGUAUAUGGUAAUGCAUGGCAGUGAACAGAUUCAAUUACCUCACCAGAUAUCCAGUGAUAGAGUCAGGAUCUGUCUGGAUUAUGGGGCCGGGCAGCUGUCCUUUUAUGAGCUGUGUGACCCCAUCAGACACUUACACACCUUCACCACCACCUUCACCGAGCCCCUUCAUGCUGCAUUAUAUAUAUAUGAUGGUUACAUAAAGAUAUUAAGGGGAGGAGCAGCUGGAAGACAUUAAAGACAGUGAUUGGCGGAGCAUUCCACUCAUUGGAUACGGCAAUAGGAGGCGCUUUAUCAUUGUUCUUCCCCCCUUUUUCCUUAAACUAUUAAAAGGGUUUAUCCAAGAAAGAUCCAUAUCUUUGACAUUGACAAUAAAACUCGAGUAUAUAGCUUGAAAUUAAUCUUACAGUCUUAUUAAAAAUUAUUUGAUUUACAGAUUUUUCUAUAUACCAAAUUAUGCUUGCUCACACCACGCCCCUUCCGUUCAUGUCUAUAGGAGGGGGCCUGGCGGCCAUACAGCCCCCUCCCAUAGACAUGAAUGGAAGGGGUGUGGCAUGAUGUCACAAGGGGGCGUAGCAUGACAUCACAACCAUGGCCGCCCGCACCAAGCAUUCUGAACAUAAUGUUCAGAAUGCAGGGUGCUGCAUGUAGAUCGUGGGGGUCUGGCAUCUGGAUAGGGAUAGGGGAUAAGAUAAGGGAUAAAUAUGUCUAGGGGCGCAGUACACCUUUAAUGCCCAAACAAAUUACUUGUGUACUUUAUGUAAUAAAUAAAGCAUUUUUUGCAUCUGUAUAUUCAUAUAUAUAUAUAUAUAUAUAUAUAUAUAUAUAUAUACAUAUAUACAUUAAUUUAUUGCCCAUGUGAAGCUAGCCUAGGUAAAUGAUUGAAUAUAGAAUAAAAUCCGCAGCAUUAAAUACAAAGCCUCACAUCCAUAGGAAAUACAGUAGGUGGGAUUGUGCCCUGAAAAUGACAUGGAAAUAUUUCACCUUCACAACAGAAAACACGGCAUAAACAUGUAAACAGCAGAAUGUAUUAUCACCUGAAUAAGUUAGAUUUAUUCACAUUCAAUGUGUCUUCUUUAGGAUCCGCUUCCAUAUUGGCUUGUCUGUAUCAUCAGUUGAAGAUAAAAGUAUGAACUGUAUAAACUCAUGAAAUAAUGAAGUUUGAAUUAAGAUACUGAUUUGUAACUAAUAAAUAUGUGUUUCUGUAACAGUUGUCAUCAAGUAAUAAAGGGGAUGUUAAAAGUGAUGCUCAGGGUAACCAGAUGUUCCAGUUUUACCGGUAUUGUCCCGUUUUGGGACCACUGCGUCCAGAAAAGAUCUUUCAGGAAAUAGGGAUGUAGUGCUUUUUUCUGCCAUGGACCUCUGGACACUUUGAAUAAACAAUGGCUGCCAGGAGGUUGCGUACGCAGGCAGUCACCAACGUGUCAUGCGCCCAGUCUGGAGUAGUGGAGCAGCUGAGAAGGAAAACGUGUGGGGAAGC